Colletotrichum gloeosporioides is the source of this 1902-nucleotide messenger RNA. Its product is annotated as Protein N-terminal and lysine N-methyltransferase EFM7. Lineage: Eukaryota; Fungi; Ascomycota; Sordariomycetes; Glomerellales; Glomerellaceae. The record is from RefSeq and is a predicted model, not a curated record. The transcript has 2 exons. Bases 1 to 1902 code for a protein of 633 amino acids.
AUGCCGGGAGAUCGGAAUCGGAAUCGGUCGCGGUCGAGAUCGCCGGAGCGGAGGCGCGGGGAUGUCAGACGGCGGUCGCCGCUCGAUGAGGAGCAUCGGGCGAAGAGGCCGAGGAGGUCCGACGAAGAGGGGAGGGAUGAGGGGCGGCGGCACCACCACCUUCGGCACAGAAGCCACCGUCAUCACCACCGGGACAGCCCGCGGGAGAGCAGCGCGCGCAGCAGCAAAGACGUUCCUGCGGCGGCGGCGGCGCUGCCGUACGACGCGCGCGCGCUUUCGAAGAACGAUCUGGACGUCUUCAGGCCGCUGCUGGCGUAUUACCUGGACCUGCAGAAGCAGAAGGACAUGCGCGACAUGGACGAGCGGGAGGUCCGGGGCCGGUGGAAGAGUUUCAUGGGGAAGUGGAACCGCGGGGAGUUGAGCUCCGGGUGGUAUGAUCCGGAGAUGUUCAUGGCUGCCAAGGAGAGGGCUCCAGAGGAUGCGCCGCUGGGGAGGACUGAGAAGGACGUGGACGAGGAUGGGGAGGAAGGGCACGAUGAUGUUGAUGAUGUUGAUGAUGAUGAUGAUGACGACCUGGGGCCGAUGCUGCCGCCUAGCGCUCGCGAGGGCGGCCGGCGCUCCGGGCCGGGGAUCCCGAGUCUCGCGGACCUGUCGCUGCGCCGGGAGGAUCUCGCCGAGGACGCGCAGCGCGAGCGGGAGGCGCAGGUGGAGGAUCUGCGGGCGCAGAGGAAGGACGAUCGCAAGCAGCAGCGAGAGCGGCUGGACGAGCUGGUGCCGCGCGCGGACGCGGGGACGAGGGAGCGGAAGCUGGAGAAGCGGGCGCUGGUGAACGACAAGAUGAAGGGGUUCGCGGACAAGGGCGGGGACGGGCAGGUUGAGGUCGGGGAGCAGGAGCUGAUGGGUGGCGGGGACUCGGUGGCGGAGUACCGGGCGAUGAAGGCGCGGGAGGAGCGGAAAAAGACGGAGAGGGAGAUCCGGCGGGAGGAGGUUGCAAGGGCGAGGGCGGCGGAGAGGGAGGAGAGGGUCAGGGAGUACCGGGAGAGGGAGGAGGGGGAAAUUUCUGCCCCUCCCCCGCCAUCAACGACCCCUCCAUCCAAUUCCUCACCAACCCUCACCACAAAAAUGAGCCCAGUCAGCGACGUCGCCGACGGCGACACGGGCGACCUCUUCCAGGACCCGGAGGACUACUACCCGCCCACGCCACCGCCGACCACGCAGUCGCACACCCUCGCCUCGGGCCGCGUGCUCACGCUGCACCUGGUCGGCUACUCGCCGACGGAGGCGCACCACCUGUGGAACGGCAGCCGCGUGGUCUCGGACUACUUUGAGGCGGAGCCGGCGCGCGUGCGGGGGCGCACGAUGCUCGAGCUCGGCGCGGGCGCGGGCUUGCCCUCGCUGACGGCGGGGAUCCUGGGCGCGAAGAGGGUGGUCGUGACGGACUUCCCGGACGUGGAGAUUGUGCAGACGAUGCAGAAGAACGUGGACGAGGCGGGGGAUCUGGAGGGCGUGGUGGUGCCGGCGGGGUAUGUUUGGGGCGCGGACGUGGUGCCGUUGCUGGAGAAGCUGGGGGGAGGGGAGGGGGCGAGGUUUGAUGUGUUGGUGCUGGCGGAUCUGCUGUUUAGGCAUUCGGAGCAUGGGAAGCUUGUGGAUACGAUUGAGAUGGCGCUGGCGAGGAGGAGGGAUGCGGUGGCGUAUGUGUUUUUCACGAGUUACCGGCCGUGGUUGAGGCACAAGGAUUUGGCGUUCUUUGAUGUGUGCCGCGAGAGGGGGUUUGUGGUCGAGCAGGUUGUGGAUAAGAGGUUGGAGAAGCCGCUUUUCGAGAAUGACCCUGGUGAUUUGGAGGUGCAGAAGACGGUGGGCGGGUAUGAAGUGAGGUGGCCUGAGGAGAAGCUGGAGGCGUAG